GUCAGUCGUUAUCGUGUCCGGCUGUGCGGACAAGUAGCGGCUGGUUGGACUUAUUCCCGCUGCCGUGCCGCAAGCACGGCGAUUGCGGCGUGAUGGGUGCCCAGCACCUCUGCUGCAAAGGCUUCUGUACAAAAGGCGUGAACAGAGCAGCCGCUGUUCGAACUAGUGGUGAGACGAGCAGUAGUGUAGUCGAGUUGAGUAGCAGCACAAGUAGCACCAGCACCACCACUAGCACCACAACGACCACCACCACCACAACGACCACCACUACAACACCGAGUACCACCACCACCAGCUCCACUACUACGACGACCACACCGGCGCCGACCACCACCACAACAACCACCACGGAACCGCCCAGACCGUUCUUCCAGCUGCUGCCCAUACAGAACCCACCUACUCCAGCGCCUGCUGCGCCCGCUAAAGUCGGCAAAACCCAAAAGUUUGUGUGUCCUAAGAAGGCGGCGCCCGUGGUUUUAUUCCCAAUUCCCUGCGAGACCAACUCCCAGUGUAGAGCAAGCAGUGGGGCUGACCAGGUGUGCUGUCAGGGACGAUGCGUCAAGGGAGACCCGGCUCCACGGCCCACUGUGCAGCAAAGCCAUCAACCUUUACUUGGCGUAAUACCUCGCGAGUGUCCGGCGGCGCCACUGGGCGAGUUGCUCUUCGAGGUGCAGUCGUGCAAGUCUGACGCGGACUGCUGGCCGCGUGUCUGCUGCCCCGACGGCACCCGCUCGUACUGUCGCACGGCGCGCGCCCGACUCGACCUCGUGCCCGUCGCCAACGCCAUUGAUGCACCUUUGCGGUCAUUUGAACAGUACUUACAAUGUACAGCGCCACCGCAACACGACCCGUUCCCGCAACGCUGCAGCUCGAGCGUAGAUUGUUUCCCAAACCUGUGUUGUGCAGAAGGUGGCAAAAAACACUGUCGUCCUCCGCAACGUAGCCUUUUCUCUCUACUCGCUGGUGUCACGCAGAGAUUUGGGUAAAUAUUCAAAAUGCCAGCUAAGUGAAUAGUGGAUGUGUAAGA
Papilio machaon (common yellow swallowtail) is the source of this 1027-nucleotide messenger RNA. Its product is annotated as mucin-5AC. The transcript has 6 exons. The coding region runs from base 93 to 986 and encodes 297 amino acids. The record is from RefSeq and is a predicted model, not a curated record. Lineage: Eukaryota; Metazoa; Arthropoda; Insecta; Lepidoptera; Papilionidae.